AUGCCCCUCCGCCGCCUCCAUCCCCAGAUCCACGCGAGCGGGAAUGGCGUCGGAAUGACCCGCCGCGGCCGUCGCCGCCGCGGCAAAUCGCCGGCGGAUCCCGAAUCCCUGCCGCUCCACGAGGACAUGCUCCGGGAGAUCCUCCUCCGCCUCCCGCUGCGGCCAUCCUCCCUCCUGCGGGCCUCUGCGGUCUGCAAGCACUGGCGAGGCCUCGUCACCGACCUCCACUGCUUCAUGCAGUCGUCCACCCACGAACGAACCACGGUCGGCGGCGAGGAGAUGACCCGCCGUCGCAGCCCGCGCCUCCAUCCCCAGAUCGGCACCAGUGAGGAGGUCUCCGGGAUGCCCCUCCGCCGGAGCCCGCGCCUCCAUCCUCAGAUCCACGCGAGCGGGAAUGGCGUCGGAAUGACCCGCCGCGGCCGUCGCUGCCGCGGCAAAUCGCCGGCGGAUCCUGAAUCCCUGCCGCUUCACGAGGACAUGCUCUGUGAGAUCCUCCUCCGCCUCCCGCCGCAGCCAUCCUCCCUGCUACGCGCCUCCGCGGUCUGCGAGCACUGGCGAGGCCUCGUCACCGAGCCCCGGUUCCUCCGCCGCUUCCGCGCCCACCAAGGGAAACCGCCCCUCCUCGGCGUCUUCGAGCCCCACAUCUGGGGCAUCAAGUUCAGAUCCACCUUAGACCCUCCAGACCGCAUUCCUCCGGAGCGCUUCGACCUGCAAUAUCAAAUUGACCGCCGCAGUGGGAUCCGUCUCGGUCUGCUCGGGUGCCGCCACGGCCGCGUCCUAUUGUUGGAUGAUAAGCGCAAUAAGGUCAUUGUGUGCGACCCCAUCACCGGCGAGCACCACCGCCUUGACGUUCCACCAGCGUUCAGAGGAUUCUACAUCUAUGGGGCUGUGCUCUGCGCUGCCGUGGACCAGGGCCACGUGCACGGCAGCUGCCACUCGAGCCCCUUCAACGUGGUCUUGAUGUCCCUCUCGCGAGGCGGAGACAAAGAUGAGUAUGAUGACGAACAUGACUACGGCGAUACAUCACCCAUGGCUUGUGUAUACUCUUCGGAGACUGCCGUUUGGGGCAACCUUAUCUCAACGAUGGAUCGAUGUGAGCUUGAUGAGGUUAAUCCUGGAAUCCUUAUUGGUAACGCUCUUUACUGGUCCUCUAAGAGUGUGAUUCCGAACAGAAAUGUUUUGCAUUUGGAUUAUUUGGCAGACGACAUAGUUGAGUUUGAUUUGGAUAGGCAGAGCCUAGCUGUGAUCAAGGGGCCUCCAUGUCUUAAUGGCUCCCUCAGACAUCAAAUAAUCAGGGCAGAGGAUGAUGCUCUCGGUCUCGCUAUAUUUUCCCACGGUAGAUUCGAGGUGUGGCAGAGGUGGGUCAGUUGUCAUGGUGGUACUACAUGGUUGCUGCACAACACCUUUGAAGUGCAUACCCUUCUUGGGCUCCCUCUUCAGAUUGAGGGAUCAAUGAGAAAGAUGGAAAUACUGGGGUAUGAUGAGGAUAACCGUGCAAUCAUUGUUUUUGUAGAUGGCAAUGUCUACAUGGUUCAACCUAUGUCCACGCAGUUCAGAAAACUUUAUGAAAGCCGUUAUCCUAUCAAGUGUCAUCCUUUUGCAAGUUUCUAUACACCAGACCUAGCCAUUCCUGCUGGAUGUAAAGGAGUUGAAAUAUUGCACGAUGCAUAGAAUGAUUUCCGGUCUCAUGUGCUGAGGUUCUAGAAUUGUUCAACAGGUGAAGUACUGGCUGCUGCUGCAGUACCCACGAUUUUGUCGCAUUGCAUCAGUGCAGUCGGCAGUCUGUAUAUGUACUCUUUCCAGAAGAACAUGCCCAACGUGUGCCGUAGUCUAUCUAGGUUCCUAAUGUAACAAGAUGCUAUAUUGGUACCUAAUGAAGGGAAGUUCAGCUUUCCCAACCUAUAAUUCUACUAA
This is a messenger RNA of Lolium rigidum, 1914 nucleotides long. RefSeq lists its product as uncharacterized. The coding region runs from base 1 to 1671 and encodes 556 amino acids. The transcript has 4 exons. The record is from RefSeq and is a predicted model, not a curated record. NCBI's taxonomy places the organism in Eukaryota, Viridiplantae, Streptophyta, Magnoliopsida, Poales, Poaceae. Gene Ontology annotation, molecular function: protein binding.